Prionailurus viverrinus (fishing cat) is the source of this 1649-nucleotide messenger RNA. RefSeq lists its product as uncharacterized. Bases 253 to 1032 code for a protein of 259 amino acids. The transcript has 3 exons. The record is from RefSeq and is a predicted model, not a curated record. NCBI's taxonomy places the organism in Eukaryota, Metazoa, Chordata, Mammalia, Carnivora, Felidae.
UUGCCAGGGGGAAGAGCAGGUCAGGAGGAGGGGAUCUGCCAAGGGCAGCUUUGUCUUUUCCAUCAGAGUCUGAAGAUUAACCUUGAUCAUGGCACAAUGUGGGGCUACCACUGACUCCAGAACGGAUGCCGAGACAGUGGCUGAGGGACAGCAUAAGCCCCUCUGGAGAGUAGGUGGGGACAUACCUGGCCUCCUUGAAUCCAGAACCCACUGGUGAAGUGGAGCCAGGGCCCAGGCGGGCAAGACUCGGACAUGGGAGAGCCUCUGGGCCAACACCUCUGGAUGGCAGGAAGGUCAUCCCAGAAGAGCUGUGAGCCUGAGCCCAGCGUCUCGGCUUCCCAGAGCCUCCUGGAGGCAGCUGGCCCAGAGCCCGUGUCCCAGCACCCACAGGCCAGCUGUUCAAGGGGCAGUGAGCCCCUCAGCAGCCUUGACCUCUCCCAUGGGUCUCCGGUGGCCUUAGAGUACCUGCCCUUCUUUCGCACCUAUGGGACUCUCCUGGCUGUGGGGGAGCUGGUCCCACAGCCUGAGGCUUGCAGGGACCAAGAAGGAGACCAGACUGUCAGAGAUCCAGCAUUCCAUGAGGACUCAGAACCGCCCAGCGGCUUUUUCCCUUUCUACCGCUCCAAGGAGGAGUGUUUUCCCAGGCUGGCCCUUCCUGGCAGGUCGUGCUGGGGCUCCCGAGACCCAUGCACCAGGAAGGAGGGGCUGGCCGGCUGCGUCUGCAGGAUGACCGUCAGCUGCGCGUGCUCUGCUGCUUCGGCAAGCCCAGAUCACCUCCCUGGGUCCUCUCGUUUGCCACCCUGCUGCCCCAUCCUGCUGGUCCCAGAGGGGCACUGCCAUGACAGCGGGCUGACUGCCCCUUCCUCCAGUGAUGCUGCCUUCAGGGACUAUGCCCUUGGUGCCUCGGGAUUCGUGCCUUACUACAGAACCCUCGAGGAGGAGCUGCACGCCAGCCCUGGGCCUCUAGUCUCUCCGCUGGGGAGCCAGGAGCCCACAGGGAUGCUGCCCAGGCCUGGUGCAGCGACUUUGUGAAGGAGUGUGAGUUAUUAGCAGCUGGAGCCGCUGAAGAUUGGGCCCCAGCACCUGCUCAUCCGCAAGAGGUGAACGUGGCUGGGGGUGAGGGUUCCAGAACUGGCCUGGGACCACAACUCUGCCUUACCUCCCCCUCUGCCUGGGUGCCUAGGAACCACGGAGCUGGCAGGAGGAGCCCAAACACUGGCAGGCCCGUCCAUCCCCUCUCAGUCUACUUGGGUGGGCCAACAAGAAGAUCCUGUGCCCUGCCAGGGUGCACCUCCACACCAGUGUCCGACUGAGCAGGCCUGGGGCAGGAGCAGUCCUUCUCCUCGAGGACUGGAGGGGAGAUGCUCAGCCUGUGCCCCCCGCAGCCACAGCCUCAGGAAGUGACCCCACAGCCCUGGGUGCUCCCUUGGCCCUCCUAGCUGGAAAAACUGCCCGAGGCCAAGGGGACAGCAGCAGCCCCCAAAGGCGCUCCACCAAGGAGAUGUCUGCCCGGCCUAGCACUCAGACUGUCCCACGGUCCUCCUCUGCGGUAGCCUAUUCCAAGCUCAGAGGAAGGGAGCAGGACCAGGGUCCUCUGAACAACUGAGGGAUGCAGACCAGAGACUAAAUAAAUCACUUCACUACAAGGA